GGCUCACAAGCAUUCCUCUCCACUUCGUUUUGCGUACCGCUGAACUGGUAGGUCACGAAAGCCCGAGCUUUGAAAGCUGAUAUAAAAGUAUUACGGAAACGACUCGAAGCGAUUACGGACAGGAAUAAUGGCCGGAACAGUCAGGAAUUUAGCGAGACUCAGCGUGGGAUGGCCAAGCAAUAUUUUCGUCAGAAAUAAUUACCUAAACUUUUAUAGAUGUCUGUAUUCUGAAAGGAGUUUGGGGUUGCAAGGUUACGAGAAUGCAAGAUUAAACUUUCGUAAUCAAUUCUUAAAUGUGGAAAAUACAUUCCGUACCAAGAUGCAAGAGGUGUGCAGUCAGGAAUCGAGCAUGAUCUUCACAGAGGACUUGAAGUCCAUGCUGCACUUGGCCCAGAAAAAGCCCGAAGACAUCGAGCUACUCGUGAAAAUGAUAACCAAGUUUAACAAUCAAAACAAGGAGAUGAGAUUCGGUAAUUAUGUCUUUGGCCCCGUGGUAAUGCGCACUUUUUAUUACCUCGACGAGCCAGAUCUCGCGCUGACAGCUUUCAAGGACCCACAGUUUGAGGAGUUCUUCGAUCAGUUAAGUUCCCACCAGAUCCUCUUGUCCCUGUUAUAUAAGCAUGGCAAAUACACAGAAAUGAAAGAUGUGUACAGCAUCAUUAAAAACAAAUUUACGAGUGAGAAAGGGAAUCCUAGGACUACUCUGGUACUAAUUAUGGCUGCUUGUUACAAGGAGAAUACACCAGAGGCGUUUGAGUAUGCUUUCAAUAUCUGGAAGGAGAUGAACCAAAAGGGAAACGAAUUUAUGCGCAGGGCCAUCGCAUUCUUGGCGGGUCUGGCUAUUAAGCAAAAUGCGCCUCAUAUAGCUAUAGAGAUUAUAAGCACAAUGAGGACAGCGCGAUUCCCCGACACGAGAAGUUUGAAAGUCCUGGCGUAUACGGAUCUGAAGAGAUUCACCGAAAUAGUGCCGAUCUUGAGAAUAUCGUUGGAGAAUUACCGAACAGUUGGUCCGAAAGAAGUUUUCUUCCAGGAUGUGAUCGAUAAAUUGGAGCAGUCUAUGGCGGAGGAGAACGUUCCUCAGGACUUCGAGCUGUACAAGUUAAUCAACUUGUUGAAGCAGAAUGAUCAUAUUAAAUCCAACCAAACUUUGGAAGAGUACAUCAUCGCGGAAAUAGAUGUGGAUCCAACGAGGAAAACGGCAAGAGCACUAGCUAUGCAGUCCGACAUGCGGGGACGAUCGCGGCAAUCGUUUUCAUCACGUGACCAUAGUAGUGAUAGACGACCAAUGAUGCAAGACUUUUUGUAAGCGUGCUUCACUCUCGGUUAUAGAGCGGUUAUGUUCUAUGUAACCUACCGAUUAUUAGUUUACCUUAGGUAAAUCUACUUGUAAGAUCAAACCAAUGAAUAAAUAAACGUCAACUAUGUUACUCUAUA
Ooceraea biroi (clonal raider ant) is the source of this 1434-nucleotide messenger RNA. Its product is annotated as pentatricopeptide repeat-containing protein 2, mitochondrial. Lineage: Eukaryota; Metazoa; Arthropoda; Insecta; Hymenoptera; Formicidae. The record is from RefSeq and is a predicted model, not a curated record. Gene Ontology annotation, biological process: multicellular organism development; regulation of mRNA processing; mitochondrion organization. Gene Ontology annotation, molecular function: RNA binding. Gene Ontology annotation, cellular component: mitochondrion.